UUGGGUUUCCUGGAGGACCUUGGUGAGGUUUGGAGCAUUUCGGGGUCUCGCCUUUGCACAACUUUUUACACGUCAAACCAUGUCGGACGCGGUGAUCAGCUUCGCUAAGGACUUCUUGGCUGGUGGUGUGGCUGCCGCCAUCUCCAAAACAGCUGUUGCUCCCAUUGAGAGAGUCAAGCUGUUGCUUCAGGUCCAGCAUGCCAGUAAGCAGAUCACUGUAGAGAACCAGUACAAGGGAAUUAUGGAUUGCGUUGUCAGAAUUCCAAAGGAACAGGGCUUCAUUUCCUUCUGGAGAGGUAACCUGGCCAAUGUGAUCCGUUACUUCCCCACCCAAGCCCUCAACUUCGCCUUCAAAGAUAAAUACAAGAAGAUCUUCCUCGGUGGAGUGGAUCAAAAAACACAAUUCUGGCGUUACUUCGCUGGAAACCUGGCAUCUGGUGGUGCGGCUGGUGCAACUUCCCUUUGCUUUGUGUAUCCUCUCGACUUUGCCAGAACAAGGCUUGCUGCCGACAUUGGCAAGGGUUCAGCUGAAAGAGAGUUCACUGGUCUCGGAAACUGCAUCAGCAAGAUCUACAAAACCGAUGGACUUAAGGGUCUUUACUUGGGAUUCAAUGUGUCUGUGCAGGGUAUCAUCAUCUACAGAGCAGCCUACUUUGGAUGCUUUGACACAGCUAAAGGUAUGUUACCAGACCCCAAGAACACACACAUCGUUGUCAGUUGGAUGAUUGCCCAGACUGUCACUGCUGCAGCCGGUCUGGUGUCAUACCCCUUUGACACUGUUAGACGUCGUAUGAUGAUGCAGUCUGGACGCAAAGGAGCGGACAUUAUGUACAAGGGCACAAUCGAUUGCUGGAAGAAGAUCAUGAAGGACGAGGGAGGCAAAGCCUUUUUCAAGGGUGCCUGGUCCAAUGUGAUCAGAGGCAUGGGCGGUGCCUUUGUGCUGGUGCUCUACGAUGAGAUCAAGAAGUACACAUAAACAUUCUAAUCUCCCAAAUGUCCCCAAGGAACCCGUCACAUCACAUGUCUUAAUUCAUGUAAUAAGAGUGGCAACAGCUUGUGGUGAAAGACAAGGUGGGCAUGUCUUCUGCUGAGACAGCCCAGGAAUGGUAUACAUAUUUGGGUAUGGGUUGGGUGAACAAGCCUCUUCAGAAACUUGUAUAUAUACACUACCGUUCAAAAGUUUGGGAUCACCCAAACAAUUUUGUGUUUUCCAUGAAAAGUCACACUUAUUCACCACCAUAU
Messenger RNA from Lampris incognitus (smalleye Pacific opah), 1242 nucleotides. It is a transcript of the gene slc25a4, whose product is annotated as solute carrier family 25 member 4. The coding region runs from base 80 to 976 and encodes 298 amino acids. Gene Ontology annotation, biological process: mitochondrial ATP transmembrane transport; mitochondrial ADP transmembrane transport. The transcript has 4 exons. The record is from RefSeq and is a predicted model, not a curated record. Gene Ontology annotation, molecular function: ATP:ADP antiporter activity. Lineage: Eukaryota; Metazoa; Chordata; Actinopteri; Lampriformes; Lampridae. Gene Ontology annotation, cellular component: mitochondrial inner membrane.